This is a messenger RNA of Myotis brandtii (Brandt's bat), 1185 nucleotides long. RefSeq names its product leukocyte immunoglobulin-like receptor subfamily A member 6. The transcript is spliced from 7 exons. Gene Ontology annotation, molecular function: inhibitory MHC class I receptor activity. The record is from RefSeq and is a predicted model, not a curated record. The coding region runs from base 28 to 1140 and encodes 370 amino acids. Lineage: Eukaryota; Metazoa; Chordata; Mammalia; Chiroptera; Vespertilionidae. Gene Ontology annotation, biological process: cytokine-mediated signaling pathway.
ACAGCAGCAACCAGAGAGAGAGACGCCAUGACCGCCACCCUCAGGGCCCUGCUCUGCCUCGGGCUGAGUGUGGGCCUCUGGACCCCACUGCAGGCAGGGCCCCUCCCCAAACCCAUCAUCUGGGCUGAGCCAGGCUCUAUGAUCCCCCAGUGGAGCCCCGUAACCAUCUGGUGUCAGGGGACCCUGGAGGCCCAGGAGUACCAUCUGUAUAAAGAGGGAAGCCCAGUGCCCUGGGACAGACAGAAGCCGCUGGAGACUGGGGACAAGGCCAAGUUCUUCACCACACACAUGACAAAUCUACAGGCAGGGAGAUAUCGCUGUUACUAUCGCAGUCCCACUGGCUUGUCAGAGUACAGUGACCCCCUGGAGUUGGUGGUGACGACAGGAGCCUACAGCAAACCCAGCCUCUCAGUGCUGCCCAGCCCUGUCGUGCCCUCAGGAGGAAACGUGACCCUCCAGUGUGGCUCAAGGCAGGGAUUUGGCAGGUUCCUUCUGACUAAGGAAGGAGAUCACAGGCUCUCCUGGACCCUGGACUCACAGCCACAGCCCAGUGGGCAGUUCCAGGCCCUGUUCCCUCUGGGCCCUGUGACCCCCACACACAGGUGGAGGUACAGAUGCUAUGGCUGUUACAGGAACCGCCCCCAGGUGUGCUCACACCCCAGUGAUGCCCUGGAGCUCCUGGUCUCAGGACACCUGCCGGACAGACCCUCCCUCUCGGUGCAGCCAGGUCCCAGGGUGGCCUCAGGAGAGAACGUGACCCUGCUGUGUCAGUCACAGAGCCCGAGGGACACGUUCCUUCUGUCCAAGGAGGGGGCAGCCGAUUCCCCCCUGCGUCUGAGAUUAAAGCACGGAGCUCAGCAGUCCCAGGCAGAGUUCUCCAUGAGUCCUGUGACCUCAGCCCACGGGGGCACCUACAGGUGCUACAGCUCACACAGCUCCUCCCCCUUCCUGCUGUCACUCCCCAGUGAGCCCCUGGAACUCCUGGUCUCAGGAGCAGCCGACACCACCAGCCCCUCACAGAACAACUCAGACCCCAAGAGUGCCUCCCAGGCCCAAGACUACACUCUGGAGAAUUCCAUCCGGUUGGGCGUGGCUGGAUUGGUCCUGGUGCUGCUGGGGGUGCUGCUCUAUCAGGCCUGAAACAGCCAGAGAAGGACCCAGGAUAUAGACAGGACGUGAACACAG